GAGAAUGCCCGUGUUGUACUGACACAGUAGCGAUACGGGCUGAGCAGACAUGGAGGCCCGAUUAACCACAGAGGCCCGCGCUGACACAUCCAGGCCCAGCUAACGGCGUGUCGGACCGGAGCUCGGAGCAUCUCGGGGGGAGAUACCACGGACACCGCUUGCUCUGUUGGAUGAUUACAAAAAAAAAUAUGUGGCCACCACGUUGAUACACAUGAAGGCAGGACAGUGAGCCAAAUAAUGUGAACGCCGUUUUUGGACAAUUUCAGAGUUGAAGGACGGAGAAAGAGGGCUGGUCAGCCAAGGAAGGGAGAGAAGCCACCUCAAUACAAGGAGCGCUUCACCCUUGCCGUUAUUCCCUCCCCCUUUCCCCUCCCUCACCCCUUUCCCACCCCAACACAAAAACUCUACCUUGUAUCCACAACUUCCACUCCCUGUAUAACUUGCACGCCGCACUAAGGUUCUGAUGGAUCAGAAGAUUCAGGGGAGAACUGCAACUCCGCCGCCCCUUCUCUCUGGUGCUUCUUCAGGGGAGCGCGAGAAGGAGGGAGGGGGUGGAAAGAAAGAAGAGGAGGAGGAGAAGAAGAGGGACCGAGAGAAGGAGGGAGCUGCCGCUGUCUCUGCUGGUGCAGGAGGUGCAGGUGGCCCAGGAGGUGCAGGUGGCGACCAGUCCCAUUUCUCCAUCAAAGAGAGCAGUCUGUCUGAGGGCAAUGUCAAACUUAAGAUUGGCCUUCAAGCAAAGCGCAUGAAGAAGCCCCCUAAGAUCUUGGAGAAUUACGUGUGCCGACCAGCCUUCAGGGCCACGUUGAGGCAUACGGGUCGUGGAGGAGGCAGUGCUCGUGGAAACCGUGCAGCAGCUACAGGCGAUGGGCCAGGCAGUCAGAGCCAAAGUCCUUCACAGGGCAGGGAAAAAGAGAGGGAAAAGAGUCCCAGUGUAAACAGACCACCAGCCACAUCAUCUUCAUCAGCUCCUUCUUCUAAAGCUCUAACACCACCUCCUCCCGCUCCUCCUCUUGCCAGCACAACCACCGUGUCACCAUCACAAGUGAAUGGAAGUGCUCCAGCAAAAAGGGGCCCACCAAAGACAGAUUGCAAGUCUGAUUCAAAGUCAGACACAAAAGCAUCCACCACCACCACAUCAGAGAGACCCCUUAACCUUCACCGCCCUCCACCAGACUGCAAAACGCAUUCCUCUGGGAAGAAAACACAGCCUCCACAACCCAACGCUCGGACGUCUUCACCUUCUCCACCACUACCUGCAUCAAAAGAACCCAGCUUCGAAGGUGUUAAGUCACCUCAGUACACAUACAGCACAGAAAGUCAGAGAGACAAGGACAAAGUUCAAGGUUGGGUAGCGCCAACAGUCACUGAGAAAUUAGCUCAACUUAUAGCGACUUGCCCGCCAUCAAAGACUCCUAAGCCAGCCAAACCUGCAAAGAUUGAUCCCACUCCUCCUCUACCAAGCUCAGGCUUCAUGGCUCCCACAGCCAAGCAGCGAGACAGGGCUAUGGCCAACAGGAACACAUAUUCAAGAAUGGUUCACCUUUCUCCACCACCUCCUGUGUCAAGACCACCUGGUCGGCCCUAUGGUUCACGGAACAAAGAUUGUGCUUCAGAUAAUCCACCUAGCCCGACACAACUGAUGAAAGAAGAUUCAGAUGGGUCUGAAAAAGCUAGCAGUGGCAACAGCAGCCCAGCAUUCACUUACGGCAAUAACCGCCUGUCGGCCAUGUCAAAGGACGGCAACAACGACAACAGUAGCAUUUCAAAGCAACAUUCUCGUCCUGCUCACUCCCUACCCCACGCAACGUCUUCUCCAUCUUGUCCUAUUUCAUCCUCUUCCUCCACCUCGGCUGAGCAGAGGACGGUGAGUGCAGUGAGUCACCUGAGCUCCCCUGUUCCCUCUCAAGGACACCAUGCGCGAGAGUCCCCUGCCCUGGCAGAGGAAAGCAGUACGGCUGAGAGGGAACAGGACAGGGACAGCCCCAGAGACUUAACCAAGUACCCUCCUUCAAAUGGAACAGGCAAACCAGAGGGGAAAGACAAGGGGCAGAGUAAUCAGUCACUGCGGGUUGAGAGGGGAAAGAGCUCGAGUCCAAGUAAGCGUAGUCCUAAUCGGGAUAGCAGUCGUCCUGGUCGGACUAGCAGCCCCCCUGAGUCUGUUAGACAAAGGGCGCCGUCUCCACCAGAGCCAGACGACGAUGAUGAUGACGAGGAGGAAGAGGAUGAGGAUGAGGAUGAUGAUGACGAUGAGAGCCCACAGACACCUCUAAGAGAUGAUUCUCCCGAUUCAUCACUAGAUUCUCCCGCUGAGCAGGACAGCAAACCCCUUAAAAAACGCAGGGGAAGGAAACCCCGCUGGACGCGUGUUAUGAACAAGGCGCAGAAUCAAAGAGCAUGCCAGGACAGUCCCUUCACAGAGAACAAAACCACCAUGCCUUUAGCUUCAAGCUUGGAAAUGCCAUCACCGCCGGUUAAAAGACCUGUAGGCAGACCGCCCAAUCCAAAUAAGGUCAAACCAAAUCCUGUGCCUCAAAGUCCAGUGUCACAGCUUUUCCCGCCCCAGCCUAAGAAAAGGGGAAGGCCAAAGUCUAAAAUGCCAAGGCUUGACGCACCAGCCCCUGGGAAUCCCCCCAACAAACAGGCCCCUUCUAACGUCUUUUCAUCUCUGCUGAAAUCCAAAGAAGAACAGGAUCCACCUGUUCUUCACCCAGAGGUGGAUCUGAAUCCCCCUAAACCUAUGCCUAGAAAACGUGGACGCCCCAAGCGCCUUCCGCCUACCUUACCCCAAGAGGGCCAGCCUCCCACAUUGGCUCCAGAAGCAGGAGACAUGGGAGACAGGCGGUUCCGCAACAAAGGAAACGGGCAGCUUAUCAUGAAAACUAUUAUCGGCAAGAUUAAUAAGAUGAAAAGUGUGAAGCGAAAGCGUAUUCUCAGUCAGUUCCUCUUAGGCCCAAGAACAGAAGACACCCCUAAAUGCACCACCAGUGGGGUGGCUGGUGCUGUGGAAGCUACAACUCAAUCAUUGUCCUCCCUGGCUGCCUCUUUUGGGGGAAAACUAGGACCACAAAUUAAUGUUAGUAAAAAGGGGACGAUAUACAUGGGAAAGAGGAGAGGUCGUAAACCAAAAGCAGCAUCUAACGUCUCGGCGACAACGCCACCACCAGAACCCUUUCUAUCUCCAAACACCACUUCCCCUCUCCAUCACCAUCAGUCACAAUCCCAGCACCAGCUCUCCUCUUCAGAUGUCUUUCCCUCUCCCUCGCUGUCACAGUCAAGUGGAGGCCACAGUCCCAUCAGCGAUGCCAGCUUUGUGGAGCCCGGUUCGGUGCAUUUUGCAGGUCAUUCUCAUUAUUCUAACACCCAUCAUAGCCACAACACUUUCUCCUUUCCUCCUCCAACCUUUUCGGCCCCUAAUCCUCGUAACCAUGUGCUCGGCACGACUUCAUCGUCUAUGGCCACGGCAGCUUCCCAGAAAAAGUCAUCUUGUCGUGGAUACCACCACCAUCACCACCAUUACAGGCAGCAUUACCAUUAUCAUAAGCUUUCCCCUCCCAGGCCACUCCAUCCCACUUCCCCUGCCCCUCUCAACGAGCUGAAAGAAGCAACUCCAUCACCAGUCAGUGAGUCACACAGUGAGGAGACGGUGCCCAGUGACAGUGGCAUAGGAACGGACAACAACAGCACUUCUGACCGCGGUGAGAAAGCUGGUGGUGCAGGCAGCUUGGGUGGAAUUGGGAUGCCACCUGGGAUCGGCAGUGGAUUGUUAAUGCCGGGGGUCAUGGGCUCAGCUAUGGGUCCAGGGAUGGGACUCAAUUCCAGAGGCAGGCGUCGGCACGCCACUGUACUCAUGGAGCAUCCCUCACCCUCUCCAUCGCCCCACGGGGCAAGGUCAUCUCCUGAUCCCCGGAGACCUCAUCCAGCGGCACCCGCCUCCUCUUUACUGGGACACAAGGAGAAGCAUAAGCACAAAUGUAAACGCCGCAGCCAUGGCUGCCCUGGCUAUGAGAAGCUUAAGAGACAGAAGAGGAAACGCAAGAAGAAGUACUUACAGCUGCGGUCCAGGCGGCUCGAUCCAGACUUUCUUGCUGAGCUGGAUGAGAUUGUCGUGAGACUAAGUGAAAUUCGGAUAGCUCACCGGACGACAGGACACCGGCUCGGCAGUGGAAUUGGAAUACCAGCUGGAUCAAGUAGAGUGCCAGGUGUGGGAAGUAGGUCCAGUGGUGGCAUAGGUGGCACUGGCGGCCCACCUCCACAUCAUUAUGUUCACAGGGACCUCCUGCCUACAAUCUUCAGGGUUAAUUUUGGCAGCUUUUACUCCCAUCCUGCAUAUUCCUGCGACCCCUUGCACUAUGUUCGUAAACCAGACAUGAAGAAGAAACGAGGACGUCCUCCCAAACUGAGAGAAUCAAUGUCAGAAGUUCCCUUUGUACCUGGGCUAGGAUUCCCUCUCUCGAGCGGAGGCUUCUACCACCCUUCUUACAGCGUUCCUUACUCUUCUGGGCCCCUGGGUUUGGGCUAUUACAGAGGCUUUCCUCCAGCAAGCGCUCUGUAUCCUCACCCGCACCACCAGUCACCACAUGGAGGCCCAUCCCACCACUCUCACCACUCCCCAUCUUUCCCCCCUCCUCCACCGACAUCUUACAUGCAUCAUCACCACCCUUCACAUCUCCUGCUGAACCCUUCCAAAUUUCAUAAGAAAAAACACAAGCUGCUUAGGCAGGAGUACCUGGGUGCAGGAAGGUCCCCUGUCCUGUACCCACCCAUGUCAUCUGAGCUUUCCUUCAACUGGCACCACAAACAUAAACACAGGCACAAACAUAGAGAACGCUGUGCAGAGGAGGACAGAGAGGAAGCAGCAAGAGGUGGAUCAGGGAGCAGGUCUAGUGCAGGGAUUUCUGACAGUGGGCCAUCAAGUAAAGGAGAGCGAGUUGGCACUUUGGGAAUGGCAGAGUCUUUACAACGAUGCCGCUUUGGCCGAGACGCCACCACCAGCACCAGUGGCAGCAAGCAAACUGCCACCACCUCUGCCAACUCCCCUUCUUCUUCCUCAUCCUCAUCUGCAGAAAGGUACAAGCGCAAAGAGAGCUCCAUGUCCUGUCUAGGACCUUCCAGGCUUGCGUUGGGUAGCAGCUCAAAGGGCCACCAUCCAGUGGAGUCCUGGUUCAGGAUGGGCAGCUCUGAAACGGACUACUCCAAGCUUUCGCGGAAUCAAAUAGCACCUGGCCAGGGUUCUUUCUCAGAUGGACGGGCAGAAGACCCAGCAGCCUGCUCGGACAGCGAGGACGAGGAGCCUCUCACCCCCACAGAGGAUGUAGAAGCCCACGAUUCUCCGAAUCUGACAAAUCUGUUUGCGUCUGCUCUCACCCGCACUUCAAUGAAGGUGGGCAGAAGCAGAAAGUCUGAGGGAGUUACAGAGAGCUCCGGCUUCUCCCACAUGGACCGAUCGAUGAGGAAGGAUCGCUCAGCAUCAGCAGAGAGGAGAGAAUUAGGAUCAACAGGUAUCCAGACAAGAGGUGUUGCCCUCCCUACCUCCGAAGGGUCUGAAGGAUCUUUACACCACCGGCAGCAUCACCAUCACCAGUCGUCUCUCUUUCACUCCCAUGGCUCUGCCUCCUCCUCCCUCUCUCCCUCUCAGGACUGUUGCCUGGACGCCUCCAUGUCCCACCACUCUCAUCGGGCACAGCCAUCCAAACACAGCCUGCACCACGUCAACAAAAUCUUGCGUGCCAAGAAGCUGCAGAGACAAGCCCGUACAGGAAACAACGUGGUGAAGAAAAGGGGUCCUGGGCGUCCCAGGAAACACCCGCUGCCCUCCCCGCCGCCGUCUCCACCCCCCGUCGUGGAGGUGAAUCAGACCCGUCACAGGGACAGAGGGGGAGAACGGCUAGCGGGAGGAAGAGGGUGGGAUGGUGAUACUGUGACAGAUGCUAUUGAGUCAGUGGUCCAGGGCCAGCGUAGAAAAGGUCAGAAGAGGAAGCACUGGGACGGAGACGAGGAGGACGAGGAAGAGGUGGUAGAGGACGGGGAAGUUGAAGAGACGGAGGAGCCCUUGCCAGAAAGAGAGGAGAACCUGGGCAGCCUGGUGGCAAGGUCCCGGCCUGCAACGGGAAGAAGUUGGCUCACCCAAGAGGAGCUCCAGCACUUUCAUGGCUCAAUGGAAGGCAAGCCAGAUGGCCACUGCUCCCCGCAGCGCCCAGGCACCGUCUCCAGGGAACAAGCUCCACCCAUGCCCAUAACCAGCCAGCGGGAGAAAAGAGCAGCCAGACCUCCGAAGAAAAAGUUCCAGAAAGCGGGGCUGUACUCUGAUGUGUACAAGACCGAGGACCCUCGUAGUCAGCUUCUGCAGCUGAAGAAAGAGAAACUAGAAUACAUACCUGGGGAACAUGAACAUGGAUUGUUUCCUGCUCCUAUACAUGUUGGGAAGUACCUGAGGCAGAAGCGCAUUGAUUUCCAGUUGCCUUAUGACAUCUUAUGGUUGUGGAAACACGAUCAGCUUUACAAGAGGCCCGAUGUCCCCCUUUAUAAAAAGAUCAGAUCAAAUGUGUAUGUGGAUGUGAAGCCUCUUUCUGGUUAUGAAACGACUACAUGCAACUGUAGACCUGCUGAGGCCUCAACUGAGAAGGGCUGCCUGGACGACUGCCUGAAUAGGAUGAGCUUCGCUGAGUGCUCUCCCAGCACCUGUCCCUGUGGUGAUCAUUGUGACAACCAGCACAUCCAGAGACACGACUGGGUCCAGUGUUUGGAGCGGUUCCGCGCUGAGGGCAAAGGUUGGGGAAUCCGCACCAAGGAGCCUCUCCGCUCUGGACAGUUUAUCAUUGAGUACCUGGGAGAAGUAGUCAGCGAACACGAGUUCAGGAACCGUAUGAUGGAGCAGUACUUCUCCAACAGCGGACACUACUGUCUGAACCUGGAUAGCGGCAUGGUGAUCGACAGCUACCGAAUGGGCAACGAGGCACGCUUCAUAAACCACAGCUGUGAACCCAACUGCGAGAUGCAGAAGUGGUCCGUGAACGGGGUGUACAGAAUUGGUCUCUUUGCUCUCAAGGACAUCAGCAGCGGCACUGAGCUCACCUACGACUACAACUUCCAUUCCUUCAAUAUAGAGGAGCAGCAAGUGUGUAAGUGUGGCUCAGAGAGCUGCCGGGGCAUCAUUGGAGGGAAGAGCCAGCGUAUUAACGGCUUGCCUGGGAAAACGGGAAGCUCCCGGCGCCUGGGUCGACUCAAGGAGAAGAGGAAAUCCAAACACCAGCUCAAAAAACGAGAGGAAGAGUCAAGUGACAGCAACAAGUUUUACCCUCAUCUCAUGAAGCCCAUGUCCAACAGAGAGAGAAACUUUGUGCUGAAGCACCGAGUGUUCCUCCUGAGGAACUGGGAGAAGAUGAGGGAGAAACAGGAGAUGCAGAAGAGAGAGGGUGAGAGAGAGCGGGACGCGGGCAGCCUCUCCAUUUAUACGCGCUGGGGAGGAGUCAUCCGUGACGACGGCAACAUCAAGUCAGAUGUGUUCCUGACGCAGUUCUCAGCUCUGCAGACGUCGCGGUCGGUUCGCACACGGAGACUCGCUGCUGCUGAGGAAAACACAGAAGUCACACGCACUGCUCGCCUCGCACACAUCUUCAAGGAGAUCUGUGACAUGAUCACCAGCUACAAAGACUCCGCUGGCCAGACUCUCGCUGCUCCACUUGUGAAUCUCCCAUCCAGGAAAAGGAACAGCCAGUACUAUGAGAAGGUGCCUGACCCUCUGGAUCUGAGCACCAUCGAGAAGCAAAUCCUCACCGGCCAUUAUAAAACUGUUGAAGCGUUUGACACAGACAUGCUCAAAGUGUUUCGCAAUGCUGAGAAAUAUUACGGAAAGAAGUCAUCGGUAGGCAGGGACGUGUGUCGGCUGCGGAAAGCCUACUUCAGCGCCCGUCAUGAAGCUGCUGUCCAGAUUGAUGAGAUUGUGGGCGAGACUGCGAGCGAAGCGGACAGCUCUGAUUCGCUGGAGCGCGACCACGGCCACCACCACCACGGAGGAGGAGGAGGAGGAGGAGGAGGAGGAGGAGGAGGAGGAGGAGCAGGAGGAGGAGGGCCGGGGUCUCACGACAAGGACGACGACGUCAUCCGUUGCAUCUGUGGAAUGUACAAGGACGAAGGCCUGAUGAUCCAGUGUGAAAAGUGCAUGGUGUGGCAGCACUUUGACUGUAUGCGGUUGGAGACUGAGGUGGAGCACUACCUGUGUGAGCAGUGUGACCCUCGGCCAGUGGACAGGGAAGUGCCCAUGUUACCCCAGCCCGGCUACGCCCAGACUGGCUCUAUUUACUACAUCUGUCUCCUUAGAGAUGACCUGCUGCUGCACCAAGGCGACUGUGUGUACCUGAUGAGAGACAGCAGACGCACACCUGAAGGACAGCCCGUCAGGCAGUCUUACCGGCUCUUGUCUCACGUCAACCGAGACAAACUUGACAUCUUCCGGAUUGAGAAAAUAUGGAAGAAUGAAAAGGGUGAGCGGUUUGCCUUUGGACAUCACUACUUCCGUCCUCAUGAGACGCACCACUCUCCAUCGCGCCGUUUUUACCAGAAUGAGUUGUUCCGCAUGCCGCUCUAUGAGAUCAUCCCCCUAGAGGCGGUGGUGGGAACAUGCUGUGUCCUCGAUCUCUACACUUACUGCAAGGGACGGCCGAAGGGUGUGAAAGAGCAGGAUGUGUACAUUUGUGAUUACCGCUUGGACAAGUCGGCCCACCUCUUCUACAAGAUCCAUCGGAACCGCUACCCAGUCUGCACCAAGCCAUACGCCUUCAACCACUUCCCCAAGCGACUCACACCCAAAAGAGACUUCUCGCCUCAUUAUGUUCCCGACAACUACAAGAGGAACGGCGGCCGGUCGGCCUGGAAAAGCGAACGACCCAAAGAAUCCGGAGGCUGCGAGGAUGACGGCUCCUCCUGCGACCGCGGUGAGGACUUUCCCCCCGAGGCGGAAGACGGGAGGGGAGUGGAGGACGACAUGGACGUGGCUACGGAGGAUUCGGAACUGCUUUCGGCCAAGUCCAGAAGAGCGGAGCGCGAAAGAGAGGGGGAUGAGGAGGAGGAGGAGGAGGAGGAAGAGGAGGAAGGACAGGAGACCGAGGAACGCAAGGAGCUGGAGGAAGCGUCCACUGAGAGGAUAGGAGAGAUGCUCGAGCUGCCGUCGUCCUCUGCUUCAUCACCUCUUCACCACCCGGCGCUGGGCAGGAGGGAGGCUCAGAGGGAACGACUCAAUAAGAUUCUGCUGGAUCUGCUGCACAGAACACCCAGCAAGAACGGUGAGGGACCGGGAACAAAGCAGGGGGCCAUAGAUGUCACUUAUCUCCUUGAGGAAGGUGCAGGGCGGCGGCUACGGCGGCGGACACUCGGAUUCGGUGAUUUCGUUGGCAGAAAAUGACGUUUCUACGUGCCUGUCAAGCACACUGCCUUUCACCAUAGUGAGCAAAGGGCAGAAAACGGAGAGACAGCAAGAAGGGAAAUGAGCAUUGUUGGUUAUCCUGCCAUUAAGGACCACAAUGCAUCCCUGGGGGCCUCUUCCAGUUUACCUCUUCCAAGACUGUCAUCUCAACUCUGAGAGGGUGGAGGGGGUUUGGAAGCGCUGACUCCAUGGCAAUUUCAGCUUUUCAAGGGUUCUCAAGGAGCACAAAGAAAGCUGACGCAGACUUCUGGCUUAUUUAAGUAGUAUCAUGCAAAACAUGUUUAAAAGAGAUAAAAGAAAAAAAAGAAUAUAGGAGAAAAACCCAUGCACUUAAAUGCAUUGAACAUUACAAACAUGGGUCGAUGAAUUCCACUAGCUAGCAUCAGAAAUGAAACAAGUGGUACUGAAUAAGGAUGGAUAGAGGGGGAGGGAGGGCUUGUUUCAGUCAGUGGGGAUGUGAAUGCUGGAGAAUUGUUCCCCCUAGUGGGACCUAGCUGCAAUGGAAAAAAAAAUAAAAAAUGAAACGGAUGGGAGGAGAUCUGCGCCGGGACCGUGGGGGGAAAAUGUCAUAGGAGAAAAGUUAAGAUGAGCAGUGUGCUCAGAUGCUGCUCUUGAGAAAGAGAGAACUAGGGUGGUGAACUGCACUUUUGGUACCAUGGCUAUUGUGAAGCUCUGUGUAAUGUAUCUAUAAUAAAACACACUAACACUCUCAGUAUUGGAUGAUGCAGUUUGACGAAAAAAAAAAGAAAAAAAAAGCGAGUUUAAAAAGUCUAUUAUCUUUUUCCUGUUAUACUGUAGUAAACUCAUUUAGGAACAGAAGAGGCCUGUGGUGUUUUUAGAGGAGAGGAAAGGGAGGGAGGGGAAGGUUGAGUGUGCGCUUUUUUGUCAGUCAAAAGGAUUUUGUUAUUAUUUUUUACUUUCACGUGAGGCAGUCAGCUUCGCCCCUGGUUUUUGAAGUAACAUGAUUCACCAGCUUAACUAAAUCAGGCAGGGACGGGGGACACCGGCUCCAACUGUAACGCCUUACACAGCCGUGCUCCGACUGCCUUGCGUGCGAGUGUGUGCGUGUCUGUACUCUGCCAGAUUUCAUGAAAAAAUGUACCUUUUUAAAAAAAAAAAACUGACAAAAAAUUUAAGGGCUCGAUGGCAAUUAACAGUUUUAAGAAAACUAUGGAAAAACAAUACUUAACAUGAAAUGUAUCGUGAUGGUCAUAUUUUCUUAUAUUCUGUGACGGGUGGGGAGGUGUAACUGUAUAUUGGGAAUGGGAGGGAUUCAAGAUCCUUUUUUUUGUCUUCUGACUAUGUUCCUGGUUGCCAUGGAGAAUGUUUUAAAAAAAAAAAAAAAAAGAAAUUGUGAUAUUUGAUGAGAUUUCUCCCCCCGCCCCGCCCCCCCCUCAAAAAAAUGCCUCUGCUAAAAGGGGACCGUCUGCAAUGUCCCAGUGUGGUAAACUGACAGAGACGUGGUGAGAAUGAGACACUGAUGGAGGGAGAGAGGGAACAGGAAGCUGAAGGCCAACAGUGCCAAGUUAUGUAAAUAUACACACUUUACAUUGAGGAGUGUCUCUAAAAGCAAUAUCUUGAAAAAUGGAUUUUGUUUAUUAUUGUACUGUACAGGACUCAGCCCUAAAUGUAUUAUGAUUAUUAUUAUUAUUAUAAUAUUAUAAUUUCUUCCGUUUGUAUUACUAUAAUGAAGACACUUAAGCUUGGAGGAAAAUGAUUUUUUUAAUGUCCAGAAUAUCUCACCGUAACUGUCCUGAUGACAUAAAAACUUAAGCUGAGUUUUCGUUGCCUAUAAAUAAAAAUUCAUCUAUGUACUGCAUGAGCGAGAAGAAUGUCAAAAAUGGACACAGAAGGCAUUUGGACAUGACAGUGACUCAGCAACGACACCUUUGUCGCUGAAUAUUGUUAAUAAUAUUACUUUUUGAGGAGAAAUGUACUCCUUGUUUUUUGCUGCAAAGUGUUGAACACUAAAAAAACAAACCAACAUAAAAAUGUUAAUGAUAUUUUUAAACGGUGACAGACACAAAAGAAACAUCUGUCAGCCCAAUAUCAUGUUAUUAUUUUUUUGUUUUUCUUUCAAAUAGGAAGCGGUUCCGUUUUGUGAUAGCGGUCAUUGUAUGAUGCUUGUACUUGUAUUUGUGUGUUUUGUGUGAUUCGUUUAGUUAUUUUUAGACAAUCACAAAAUAAGAUGCAAGCAUUGUAAAUGGCAGACUGGCGGACAUUUUGUGAUGUGUACAGUUUGUCAAAAAAAAAAAAACCUUCUUCCACUCGUUGAAAGUUUGUAAUUAUGAUUCUUAAGUCAUGGAAAAAAAAUGCUGUUGGUUUUUACUUUUUGUUUUAUAUUUGUUUUUGUUUUGUUUGUUUUUUGUUUGUUUUUUUUUUUUUAAUAAAAAGCACUACAUUAUUGUGAA
Mugil cephalus (flathead mullet) is the source of this 11829-nucleotide messenger RNA. RefSeq names its product ash1 (absent, small, or homeotic)-like (Drosophila) (gene ash1l). NCBI's taxonomy places the organism in Eukaryota, Metazoa, Chordata, Actinopteri, Mugiliformes, Mugilidae. Gene Ontology annotation, cellular component: nucleus. Gene Ontology annotation, molecular function: protein binding; chromatin binding; histone methyltransferase activity. The record is from RefSeq and is a predicted model, not a curated record. The coding region runs from base 464 to 9397 and encodes 2977 amino acids. The transcript is spliced from 27 exons.